UUGAGGACCCUAUUUACGCCAUUACAUCAUGACAAUAAGUAUCGAUUAUCCGGUCAUAUUAAAAUAUGUUAUCAAUUAUCACCAUUACUCGAUAUUAUAGCCGUCGACGCAACAAUGGAUUUCGAUAUUAUCACGGGGCGUUUCUAGUGUUUCUACUCGGACGACUCGGACGAACAAACGCUGUCGUGGUGAAUAUUUAAUUCGAGUAUCAAGAGUGACAGUUUAAUGUAAUAUAAUAUAAAAUUAUAUAAAUUAUUUGUAUUAUAAAGGAUAAAAUAUUAAUUAUGGCAAGAUUGUUGGCCAAUAUAUCCAAAUAAAUAUAAUAGUAGCAACAAGUUAUAAGUGUAUAACAUUGAGGUCGAUAUAAAUUAGCGAUUGUGUGUGACUAGUCUUAAAAAUUGCAAUCGUAUAAGUCGUGCAACAUUUGACGGAGAGGCGAGUCUAUUUUGUUUGGACUUUAAGGUAUAAGUUAUAACAUUACGUAUAAUAUUCGUAAUUAAAAUUUAUCAACAUGAGAGUGGCUAUAAUUGGAGCGGGAGUUGCUGGUUUAGCUUCAGCUAGAAGAUGUUUAGAAAAUGAUUUUGAACCCAUAGUUUAUGAACGGUCGAAAAGAGUGGGUGGAACUUGGGUUUAUGAAGAACGAACCGGUCUCGAUGAAUUUGGUUUGCCAAUCCACACAAGCAUGUAUAAAAAUCUAAUGACGAAUUUGCCAAAAGAAUUAAUGGAUUUUCCUAAUUUUCCUUAUAAGGGUUUAGACGAUAUAUCAUAUUUAAAAUCAUGGCAAGUGCAAGAAUAUAUUGAACAAUUUACUGAACAUUUUGGACUUGAUAAGCAUAUUCAAUUUUGUAGUUUGGUGACUUCAGUUGAAAGAUUAACAAACAACUGGCAAGUGACAGUGGAAGACUUGAAAACAAAAACUUUGAAGACUGAAUACUAUGAUGCAGUAAUGGUGUGUAAUGGACACAACGCUUUGCCUUUUACCCCAGAUAUUCCAGGGAAAGAUGAUUUUGAGGGCAUACAGAUACACAGUCAUGAUUAUAGGAUACCUGAAAAUUUUACAAAUAUGAAUGUACUCAUAAUUGGUAGUGGUCCUUCUGGCACUGAUAUUUGCUUGGAUGUAUCCAAAGUUGCAAAUCAGGUUUAUUUUAGUCAUCAUAUGCCUGAAUUAAUUGAGAAAGAUUUUCCAAAAAAUGUUACACAUUUACCAGAUGUUGAGUUAUUUUCAAAAAAAUCUGUUUGUUUUAAGGACAAAACUGACCAGAUUUUAGAUGCUGUAAUCUAUUGUACAGGAUACAAAAUUACAUUACCAUUUUUGAAUCCUAGCUGUGGAAUUAAUGUUUUAAACGACAAAUUGAUCACUCCGCUUCAUAAAAAUAUCAUCAAUAUGAAUAAUCCUACUAUGGGUUUUAUUGGAUAUUUAAAUAUGACUUUUGUGUUCCGGGUAUUUGACUUACAGGUUCGAUAUUAUUUGGAAUUUCUUCGUAAAAAUUGUUCAUCCCGGUUGGAUUAUAUGGUGACAACGAUGACUCCGGUUAACACACACUUCCUAGGCAAAAACAUGUUAGAUUACUGCAAGUCGUUAAUAUCAGAUAAAAAUAAAGUCGAACCAAUUCCAUCAAUCUUUUUUGAAAUUUAUAUGGGAUGUCAUAAACAUAAAGAAAAGUAUUAUAGGUCAUAUCACUCAUCGGUCAUUAGAAUCAUCAACAAUGAUGAUUAUGUAAUUGAAUUCGAUGCAGAGAAUGCAAAAAAUAAAUAA
Molecule: messenger RNA, 1756 nt
Organism: Rhopalosiphum maidis (corn leaf aphid)
Lineage: Eukaryota; Metazoa; Arthropoda; Insecta; Hemiptera; Aphididae
Product: senecionine N-oxygenase-like
Exons: 7
Coding region: 512-1756 (414 amino acids)
Molecular function (GO): NADP binding; N,N-dimethylaniline monooxygenase activity; flavin adenine dinucleotide binding
Source: RefSeq, a predicted model, not a curated record